CCUCAUCUAGCAAAGUAAUAUGACAACAUUAUACUCAUCAAAACAAGUAUAUGACAUCACUUCUAUAAAAUAAAAGUAGUGCGCGAAAUUAAAAUAUCCUCAAACAUAGAAAAUAAUUAAUAAAUAAAAUUCGGAUAUUCUUCCUUUCUCUCCUCCUCUCUCUUCGCCACUUCCCGUUCCAGAACUCGCUGGACGCUGAUUGAGAAUUUGAGAUUUCUUUCCUAGCUUCCCCUGAAAAUUUUCUAGGAAAAGGCAGAAACUGGAAAGACAAGAGGCCUAAGUAUCUCUUCGAUUGGAGAAAAAGGGGUGAAAGUGAAGAAAAAAGCUUCAAAUCGGAGUCGGGAAAACGGGAAGAUUCAGAUACUCUCUGUCUCCUUGUUCGCCGUCUCUCUGGUUCCUUCCAUCCGUAAAUGGAAGCUGACGUCUCUAUCCUCUAUCGAAUCUAAACCCUAGCUUCUUCUUACUUCUUCUUCCUCCUCUUCCCUUCCUUCUUUCCUCCCUCUCUGCCCCUCUCUCUCGAUCAACGAAAUUUCAGGUGUUCUGGUGUUCGAUUUUCCAGCUAGCGAUGGAGAAACGAGUAGUCAUAGGGCUUCUAUUGUUUUCUUUCUUAACCUGUUGUUGUUCAAUGACUUCGGCGAGUGUGGUUCUGAUGGGGAAUAACGUCACCAUGUCUUUCGAUGACAUUGAAGCUAAUUUCGCUCCGCCGGUGAAGGGUUCGGGCGAAUGCGGAGUGUUGUAUGUAGCAGAGCCUCUUGAUGCCUGUUCAGAUUUGACUAAUAAAGUGGUAAACGCUUCGAAUUCCAGCUCACCGUUUGUGCUGAUGAUAAGAGGAGGAUGCAGCUUCGAAGAUAAAGUCAGGAGAGCACAGAAAGCUGGGUUCCAUGCUGCAAUUGUCUACGAUGAUGAAGACAGUGGUUUAUUGGUAGCAAUGGCAGGGAACUCGGCUGGCAUAAGCAUACAUGCUGUCUUUGUUGCAAAGUCUGCAGGCGAAACACUAAAGAAGUAUGCUGGGUGGACUGACAUGGAGAUAUGGAUAAUUCCAAGCUAUGAGAAUUCAGCAUGGUCUAUCAUGGCAAUCUCUUUCAUAUCUUUGUUGGCCAUGUCAGCAGUUUUAGCCACUUGUUUCUUUGUCCGGAGGCAUCGCAUAAGAAGAGAACGUCCUCGGUCUUCUCGUGUUAGGGAAUUCCACGGGAUGAGCAAGCGCCUAGUGAAAGCAAUGCCAAGCCUCAUCUUUAGUUCUGCUGUUCAGGAGGAUAAUUGUACUUCAAGAACUUGUGCCAUUUGCCUUGAAGAUUACAGUGUCGGGGAAAAGCUCCGGCUUCUGCCUUGUCGACACAAGUUCCAUGCUUUCUGUGUCGAUUCUUGGCUUACAUCAUGGAGAACGUUCUGUCCCGUGUGCAAGAGAGAUGCAAGGACGAGCACAGGGGAGCCACCAGCAUCUGAAUCCACACCAUUGCUCUCAUCAAACCCAUCUUCAGUAGCUUCCUCUUCUAUUCUAUCAUCCUUUAGAUCGACAACAUCGUCAGCUAUAAGAAUUGGUCAGCCAUCUCGGUCCCCUUCAGUUUCUCAUUUCCCCUCGUACUCCGGUGGCACCCCUUAUGCCCAUCAGUCCUCCAUUGGUUCGUGCCAUCAAUCAUCAUAUUCCCUAAGCAUGAGCCGAAGCAAUGCUGACCUAAGGAACAUGUCUUCACAUCGAUCUCAAGCUUCACAUUUGAUUUCUCCCUAUGGUUACCCUUCCAUGUCACCCCUGAACACGACGCGCUACACGUCUGUAUACAACCCAAGUCCAAGCAAUGCCUCACCGAGCUUAGUGGGAUCCACGAGUUAUCAGCCUCGUCCUCUACAUUGUAGUGAGUCUAAUGCGAGCUUCUCCCCGUUUGCUUCUACCCAUUCCCUUCCUGACUGUUGAAAGCCAGAUUUUGGAACUUUGUUCGACCUUGUCGCGCUGUAUGAGGAAGUUAACCAUGUCGGUGCAUCUUCUCAACCUCAUAUGUUAUUCAUCAACGGUGUGUUCGCUUUUCCUUCAAAAAAGCCCUCUUCCUCUGGUUGUAAAUUAUAGAUGGGAAUGGAAUGGUUGAUUUUAUUUGUAAGAGGUUUCCAUAGGGAGAGUUUGACCAAGAGUGUUUCUGGAAUAGAGGCAACAGGGAGAAUAUAUGAUCUUAACCAUGGAUCUGGCUUUUGGGUGCUGUUUUUCAUGGUGUGUCUCUUUUCUGGGUGAAAUUGAUGUUCUUCCUUCCUGUAAAGUGAAUGGAGUGACCAAGUGUUUCAUUUGACAGUCAAUACCCUUGGACUGGAUGUGAAUGGAUAGAUGAUUUAAUCUCUCUUAACAGUAAGAGUAUUUGUGGUAUAGUUUGUAGAAGGAGCCAGGGAGGUAGAAGAAAAGGCCAAGGGUGUGUCAGUCUGUCUCAAUUGCAAUCGUAUAAGCAUUUACAAAAUCAGACUAAUAGAAACUUAUAUACCUGCAAGCAAAGAGAAUGGUGUCUUAUUACUUGAUCUGUAUAUCUAAGGCUACUGGCCUUGCUUCCUACUGAAGCAAUAUGAUGCAUAAAUAGGUCUUCUGAAGCAGCAAUGGUGAAUGACAUUUCAUCUCUGAUCAAACUCCCAACACGCAGUAGUCAUGCCCCAUGGACAUGGAACAGCGGCAGCCUCUUUCCAGGAUUAUGAAACACCGGAAGUCGACGAGUGGGAUGGUCUCUCGUCAACCGUUUCCAGGACUACACUUCUUCUCAUCAUCUUCGGUUGUCUGGUAAUCUCGGUGGCACUGUACGUGUUGAUCAAGCGCUGCAUUUUCGGCGACCACCACCACCACCACCACCACCAUCAAGAUGUCGAGGCUGCUGCUGAGGAAGGUCAGGUCGCAACAGCGAUAGAAAUGCCAUCGCUGCCAGAGCGAAGAUACGGGGAAGUGGCUGUGGCAGAGGCGAGUCUGGGAGCGAUCAACGAUGGCAGUUGCUGCAUUUGCCUCGAGCAGUAUGCUGACGAAGAUCUGGUGACAGUCCUACAUGGAUGUCAUCACUUGUUCCAUCAGCAUUGCAUCCGCGAUUGGGCGCACGAGUGCAGCCGAGCAGCGCGGUCGUGUAAGUGUCCACUGUGUGGGCAGCUCGUUUUUCCAGAGGUUUAGCCGUUUAGGUGUUUCUUGAUCUGUUGUUUCUGUGGUGAAUAAAAAUUAACUGGUCCUGAUCUUGUAGUUUGGGUGUAUAUAUUUUGUUUUAAACUAAAAGACUUGAUUAGCUUCAUUCAAUGCAUAAUAUGAGAUAUUUGCGAA
Messenger RNA from Linum tenue, 3265 nucleotides. The record is from the annotation of a GenBank genome assembly. NCBI's taxonomy places the organism in Eukaryota, Viridiplantae, Streptophyta, Magnoliopsida, Malpighiales, Linaceae.